AAAGCAAUUUCGUAUUUGUGAGCCGCGUGACCGUCAAUCAGCGCGCUUUUUAAAGUGGUCAUUGUGUCGUACCGGAAAGCGAAUUCAGGAUUACGGUAAACGUACGUUUCGGAGGGCUAAAAUUUACUAAUACGUGUAUGAAAAACAAGGACGAGAGUUGCAGUUCUUGCUAGUCGCCUACGCCACUUACAUAAAGCAAGGCGAAACGAACACGGUUGCUUAUAAACGCCGCAUGCUUAGAGCAGAUCGAAAUAAAGAUGAAGUUUAUGUGAAAAUAGAAAGGACUCAACAUCAACAUCAACAAGAAAAGGGCGGUAGCUGGGGCCACGAGCAGCGCCGAAUCACCGGGCGAGAUGAGGUCAAUUGUGGCGACGCUAAUCCUCGCUGCUGUCGCCCUGAGGACCGCCGGCCAACAACGCGAGGAAGAGCUGCCCUUCGACGACCUCAUGGCCACCAUCUGCCGUAAAUAUGAAAAUGCCGCCGACAGAAAAGAUGCUAUCAUGUGCGUUGGUGACCGAAUGGAAAUUGAACUGGAAGCCAUUGUGACAGAGUGCCUCCAGAGACAGUACAGGUUUGGCAAAAUCAGUGAUCAGGCUUUUGACAUGCUCUGCGACGAUGACAGCAGAAAAAUGGACCGCGUCUACGACUGCGUCGAUGACCAGGCAGACAGCCAAGGAGGCCGUGAUUGGACUCUUGACGAGGUCACAAAAUACGUCCAGGUAACGAUGUUUAAUGUGCACUUCUGGUUUCCUGUAGUCCAGCAAGCCCAAGCGUGCUUUUAUGUGUGCGUUUUCUAAUUAUUCUGAAGGAAUUCUUUACAAACC
This is a messenger RNA of Dermacentor andersoni, 824 nucleotides long. RefSeq lists its product as uncharacterized. The record is from RefSeq and is a predicted model, not a curated record. NCBI's taxonomy places the organism in Eukaryota, Metazoa, Arthropoda, Arachnida, Ixodida, Ixodidae.